This is a messenger RNA of Phyllopteryx taeniolatus (common seadragon), 2266 nucleotides long. It is a transcript of the gene slc25a17l, whose product is annotated as solute carrier family 25 member 17-like. NCBI's taxonomy places the organism in Eukaryota, Metazoa, Chordata, Actinopteri, Syngnathiformes, Syngnathidae. Gene Ontology annotation, cellular component: peroxisomal membrane; mitochondrial inner membrane. The transcript is spliced from 9 exons. The coding region runs from base 205 to 1152 and encodes 315 amino acids. Gene Ontology annotation, biological process: mitochondrial ADP transmembrane transport; mitochondrial ATP transmembrane transport. Gene Ontology annotation, molecular function: FAD transmembrane transporter activity; coenzyme A transmembrane transporter activity; NAD transmembrane transporter activity. The record is from RefSeq and is a predicted model, not a curated record.
UUCUCCGCCACGAAGAAGAAGAAAUGCGGAAGUCAAAUGGAUGGGGGAGUUCGCGGCGGUUUUGUGUUUAUGUGACACUUUGACAUGUCCACGUGAAUGUUUGACUACUAACAAGCAUUUACUACCCCAGCCGGACGGAUCCGACUCAACAAAGUUGUUGCCGGUGUUUGGUCCGCGUGCCUUGACCGGGAAGAGGCAGUAAAAAUGUCCACUAAUGGAAGCCCAGCGGUCGGCUUGUUGUCUUACGAGACUCUGGUUCACGCUGUGGCAGGUGCAAUGGGCAGCGUGACAGCAAUGACCACAUUUUUCCCCUUGGACACAGCGAAAAGUCGCCUGCAAGUUGACGAGAGUAGAAAGUCUAAGUCCACCCCCGUCAUCCUGGCCGAGAUAGCGCAGGAGGAAGGGGUGCUGGCUUUGUACAGAGGCUGGUUCCCGGUCAUCUCCAGCCUCUGCUGCUCCAACUUUGUCUACUUUUACACCUUCAACACACUGAAGAGGCUGACGCCCACUGCGCCUCACCAGUCCAGGCUCAGCAUAGACCUGCUCAUGGGCAUCGUAUCAGGGGCGGUGAAUGUGGUCCUGACCACGCCCAUGUGGGUGGUCAACACUCGUCUGAAGCUCCAGGGGGCCAAAUUCAGAAAUGAGGACCUUCAGCAGACGCACUACAAGGGCAUUUUUGAUGCCUUCUCCCGGAUCAUAGCGAGCGAGGGGGCGGGCACGCUGUGGAACGGCACUCUGCCCUCCCUCAUCCUCGUCCUCAACCCAGCCGUGCAGUUCAUGUUCUACGAGUCCAUGAAGAGGAGGGCAGGCAAGCGAGGCAGGAAGAUAUCGUCUGCAGAGAUCUUCCUGAUCGGAGCUGUCGCCAAGGCCAUCGCAACCACCGCCACGUAUCCACUGCAGACAGUUCAAGCCAUCCUCAGGUUUGGCCAGUACAAAGGUGAUGGCAACGGCGGCCUGAUGGGAAGUCUGGCAAACAUUUUCUCCUUGCUGAUGGAACGAAUUAAAAAGCACGGUGUUCUCGGGCUGUACAAAGGCCUGGAGGCCAAGCUGCUACAGACGGUGCUGACGGCCGCCCUCAUGUUCGUCGUGUACGAGAAGAUGGCCGCCGCCACCUUCGAGCUCAUGGGCCUGCGCGGCAAGCUUAGGAAGUGAGCGUCGCGCAGCCGCCUGCCGUCAAAAUGCGCACGUGCCGGUGGAUGCGCUGACCGACGGGACUGGCGCAACUUCAAAUAGCCACCGUAACCAGAAGGAAGUGCAGUACGUAAAACACACCAAAUGUUUCAUUUGUGCAUUUCCGUGCAGGCGGACUCUUAACAUUCAGUUUGGUUACCAUGCUAAACCAGCUAACAAUGAGAUGAAACAACUCAAAUUACCGGCAAGUUACCUCUACUAGGGCCGCUACCGAACCAUUCCUCAUCCAGUUUUUGUGUUUUAGAGAUUGCUUAAAAUGACGAUUCAUCUUAACAUGAUUGGAUAGGGACGUUGAAUAAGUUGUCCAAAUGAAUGAGCUUGAUGAAAAGCGCUUUUAGGGAUGUUGUUUUACACAGUGAAUGAUGUUUCAACAAUCCUCAUUACUGUCAGUGUGAACUCUUUGAGAAACAUGAUGCUGUCAUAGUUGUGUGUGUGUUAUAUAGAUGAUUGUCACGAUACAUUUAAGCCAAACCUUAUUCAUACUGCGGCGAUGAAUGGGAUAUUGUAGCUGGAAUUGACACAAGAAUGUGGCAAGACCUGUUAAUAUUUGUUGAAUGGCUAUUUAUUCAUAUCCCGCCUCUCGCCCAAAGCCAGCUUCGAUCGUCUCCAGCUCACCCGAACCUUAGCGAGGUUAAGCGCUCCAGAAAGGGAAUGGAUGGAUCGCAAAGGCAACUUUUGCCAUGUUCUUGAGUCACUUCCAGCCAGAAAGGACCCAUUUCACUCAAAAACUGUCAAUAAUGCCGAUGUUUCUUCCUUCAAAUAUUUCUGAAAAACAGUCCAAUGUCUUGUGUUUGUUAGACUGUUAAAAGUCGAGAUGUUUCCUCUUUUAACGGCACACUGAACAAGUGCCUGUGUGGUGCGAACGCUGCACCGGACACCAUUAGCCUACAUAUGGCACUGCCUCGCAUCACUUGGGUGCAACGUUUACAUGAAAAUAACUUCUACUUGAAGCCGUCUUCACUUAUUAAGUACAUUUUGAAACAUACUGUAGAUUGUCCAAAAAUUCUGUUUGGACUGUUUUUAUAAGAAUAAAAGUGGGUUAAUACAAAAAUAAAUCAAAUACAAACAAUUCCAA